Molecule: messenger RNA, 690 nt
Organism: Aspergillus fijiensis CBS 313.89
Lineage: Eukaryota; Fungi; Ascomycota; Eurotiomycetes; Eurotiales; Aspergillaceae
Exons: 1
Coding region: 52-351 (99 amino acids)
Source: RefSeq, a predicted model, not a curated record
CGCCCAUUCUCUUCCACGUUGAUUGAUUGGUUUCACUCAUUCAGCACUGAUAUGAAGAAACUGCCUAUCGGGGAUACACGCGGCUUCCUCCGUGCUUACUACCGUUGCACCGUUGCACUCAACCAUCCCCUAGUUACUGCAAAGUGCAAACCACGCCCUAAGUUUCCAACUAGACAAUCUAUUUGGUUCAACAAGAGUGACUCAUCUCGCGCCACAACAAAAUUCCCCGUGAUGAAUGCUGCUACGGACCGUAUUUGUACAAUCGCGGAAUGUAUGUAUCUGCGUCUUCCGAUCAUCGGGGCUCUCGUACCACUCGGGUGCCUCGGAUCGCACAUUCUUCUAUGGAGAUGAAUCAAUGAGGCUCUGUUACGGUGGACCAUUUCGAGAAACGCCGAGAGCAGCGAGCAGCGCUCGUAAAUACUCAUAGAUCAAAAAGAGGUCAAGAUGAGGCAGCUGGGAAACUCAAAUCUCAUCUCGCCGGAACUGCUCAUCUCGGUCCAGUGCCACCCGGACAACCGGGGUAAACCGUGGGGAUGGAGGAAACAGGCUCUCCUAAGUUCACCAUCCAUGGGUUGAUCGAUAAAACCCCAGGCACGAGGGAGGAAGCGCGGGUUGGCGUUAUGCUAAGUAUAGCAAAAACGCCAUCUUCCAGCGACUAGACCCAUCCUGCAUUAUCACUUUCGCCGUAGA